Messenger RNA from Bacillus rossius redtenbacheri, 13440 nucleotides. RefSeq lists its product as uncharacterized. NCBI's taxonomy places the organism in Eukaryota, Metazoa, Arthropoda, Insecta, Phasmatodea, Bacillidae. The coding region runs from base 8525 to 9730 and encodes 401 amino acids. The transcript has 3 exons. The record is from RefSeq and is a predicted model, not a curated record.
UGCAAUGUCUACCGAAACGUCGGUGAACUAUUCGCCAAGGACGCGGCUACAACCCAGAAGCCAAGCUACUUCAGACAAUGGCCGUGAAAGCCUGCGAACAUUAUUAUUAAAGAUACACCUGAAUACAAUCUAAAAAGUUUCCUCCAUUUUAUGCUAAAGAGUUUCUAAAUGUUUUUUCGCGAACAGUAUUUAAGCAAUUGUUGCGCUUUUGUAUUGUCGAGUUGCAAGUGUUAUUUUUCUGAGUGGAAGUUGUCUAAACUGGAAUUUCCGCCAUUGCCUCUGGGCGAGGGAGAGUUUGCCGUGGGGUCACAGGCUGGCACCUAAGCUCUCGCAGAGGCUGGUCGCCGGGAAGCUGAGUGCCUCGCUCGUAGAGGCCACGAGGCGUGUGCUGGACGUGCCAGAGUCGUCCUUGUGGCGUUUUAAAGCGUCAACUCCUGGAAAGUGUUCAACACGUCUAGGUAGCGCUCUCAACGUAGACCAUGGGAAAGUUGGGUGGGAUUUCCGAGUGCGAAGCAUUUAAAAGAUUGUAAUAAUGUUUGGAUGCGCUCUGAAAAGGACCCUUGAAAGUGCUUCUUGCAGAAUAGCCGCUGCAGCCUUCCGUGAUAGUCCAAGUCGCUCACGACAUCUCUUACAUCCCUGGGGCCUUUCAGAGGGUUGUGGCGCUAUCUUUUAGUGAAAAUGUAGCGGUAGUCUGUUGCUUUGUCAGCCAACUGCUGUGUACGUCCUUUAAUGUCCAUCUAUUUCUGGCCAGUGUUAAACCUAAAUUGAAAAUUGUCUGAAGACAGUGUCUGAAAAAGGUUUGGACGCAAAAAUAACUGUCGAAAAAUUAAUUAUUUUGGUAAACCGGGAGAAUCCUACGGUUAAGACUGUAUUUUGUAAAGAACAAAGACUUACAAUUCAAAAACAGCCAUUAUAUUAUUAUUUAAACGCCGAAUUUGUGUCAACUCGUUUAUUUUGCUGAGACUCUUGAUGUAGUCAGCCCCGCCGUGUAAGUGCGUGUGGUAUUGAUGAGUGGGUCUAACGAGGCAAAUAAAAUGUUCUGGCUGUCUCGUUUCUCGACCACACAAAUCAGUGCCUCUUAUUUGAGUUAUAGUUUGAUUAAUGGCUUUGUAAUAAAGUUUAGUAUUUUCUAGAUUGUUCUGUUGCUUAGAAUAUCAAGUAGCUAGAUUUUGUUUUGGUAGACACAGUCAUGUGAAGGAGUAUACUUGAGUCGAAUAACUAUUUCGAGGCUUUCGGCGAUAGGACCUCGGAGAUUUAAGAGGUCUGAAAAUCUCUGGAUAUCGACUUUGUGCUCAUUAUUUAAGUCUUGCCUGUGAUCGGGUCGAACCGGUAUAAGAGUGCUUCAUUUGGUUGGAAUGUAAAUCAAGUUUGUCACAGGGAAAUGAGCGCAUUCAUUAGUAGUCUGGAUUCUUAUCGAGACUAUUUUUUAACACGAAUUAAUUUUUUGACCAGUUGGUUUACGUGUGGGAAAAAAAUGUUUGAUCUCUAUUAUCAUGUUUUGAAAAGCGAAAAAAAAGUUGUUGAUGCGUAUUUGAGCUAUGGAAAUGAGUAUCUCAGACGGGUAUUCCAGUCUGGUAUUUUUUUUAAAAGCCUGUGUACCUCGCUUCUUCUAUUACUCAAGUGGGUUGAAGGUACAGUCGUGUACACCAUACUGCGAUAUACAACGUUAGUGUUAGGAUUUCUUUCGGGAGUAAUAUUCCUAUUUUAAUGCCGAGUAUUUCUUUUUCUUUUUCCAAUGAUGAUGCUGCAGCUUUCUUCAUUUUUGCACUUAGACUACUUAUUUCCAAAGGAUUAUGUUCGGAGGCCAUAAUGAAAUUUAAUGCAUAACUGGGUUUGAUCUGCUAUUGGUUUUUACCUAGACAUUUUGCUGUUUUUUUUUUGUUGUUUUUUUUUAACAAGCCCGUCCGAAGAUUUGCGCAUGUGAAAUGACUUUUUUUACUCGUAGUUUGAUAUGGGCUUACUUUAUAACAUAGAUUGUGAUCUUGAAGAUGACAGAAUUGCCCCACUCUGGCCGUGCAUAGUUUGUGAUCUUGAAGAUGACAGAAAUGCCCCACUCUGGCCGUGCAUAGUUUGUGAUCUUGAGGAUGACAUAAAUGCCCCACUCGGGCCAUGCAUAGUUUUUGAUCUUGGAGAUGACAGAAAUGCUCCACUCUGGCCGUGCAUAGUUUGUGAUCCUGAAGAUGACAGAAAUGACCCACUCUGGCCGUGCAUAGUUUGUGAUCUUAAAGAUGACAGAAAUGCCCCAUUUUGGCUGUACGCCAGUCGUGCCCCCUAUUAAUCGGAAGGUCAUGGGUUCCAUUCCCGUCUGGCUUGUGAAUUAUGCGACGUGCUCUGAUAUGUUAGGUGAGGUGCUUAUGGGCAUGUGAUAUCGCUCGUGACGUGGCGGUAAAACUGGUUUUGUAAUUCACUUUUGAGCUCCACGUCGCCUUGUUAGGUCAGAAAGUCUCCGGGAGCGAGCUUCCAUAAAAGGAGGCUGCCGGCUUGAUGGUAUGUGGCUUGCUGGAGGUCUGGGAUCGCGUCCAUAAGGGCGACAUUGGCUCGCGUUUCGAUUCCGACAUCGGCCGUACGCGUAAGGCGGUGAACUAGCCUGCAUCUCGGCGAGACUGACUUUCACCGCGUCAUCAUGUGGACUCUGCGCAUCACAGUUCGCGCCGUUACCUGGACACACAUUACACACACUGUGUGCAGAGCCUCAGAAGAAACCACGUGAUUUGAAAACUGUUCCCGGUACUAGAGUGGUGUCUGUUUACGAUAAACCUGUAGGAAUACGCUAAGGGUGAAUGAGUAGUUCUGUUUCGGUAUUUCGAUAUUCAACUGUACUAUUAGAAUAGUUAAAAUAGCUUAAUCGCUUGGUUUUAUGAUAAUUUUUAGGCAUGAAACAUCCAGUAUAUAUUCUUAAAAGCACUACAGAGACUUGCAUUACAUUUUUAUCUUCGUUUCUCCGCCAUUUAAUGUUACUGUUACUGUUACUACUCAAAUAUGAUAGUUGCCCUAUCACAGUCGCCCUUCGCACGACGCGAAGAUUACGCAUAGAGGCGAUACCGCGCUAGAAGCACCAGCGUCCGUCGCACGUAUCAUUCCGCUUUACACAAAUACACCUCUUCACUAUGCGGGCCCCUUAAACGAUGCGUACCAGUAUUUCCACACCUUCAGUUUAAAGCUUUGAAACUGCUCUAAAUUAAAUAAAUUUGAUAUGCUCCUUUUAAAUCUGUGAAAUUCCGCUGAUUUUUCAUUUAUUUUGCAGUUAAUGUCAUGGCUCUUUGCAUUGAACUUCGGUGAAGUUGACUGACGGAAGCUUUAGAACUGAAUUUCGGUGAAAAAUCAUCCUCCUAGUUCAAUUCACUAGUUCACGUAGCUGUUUCGAGCAUUUCGCCUGCUAAAAAUACAUUUUGUAAACGAACUUAACUUUUGGAACUUACUUUACGGAGGGGAAAAUAAAGCUCAGAAGAACUGUGAAACUAUGGUGCUUUCCUGUGUUUCGUAGUUUUUGCCAGCAGGUGUCGGUUUCCGUCAACACCAAAAUGCAGACGAUUUCUGGUGGCGUUCGGGGUGAUUCAUCGGGAACAAGACAAGCAGCGAACGGGAGAGUGGCCUUUGCUCGUGUCGUAAACAACACCAAAAACAGACUCGUGCGUGGCGGAUGUGUCACAACGCAGUUGUCGCCCGCCAUGUUUGAUAGCUUGUUCGAGAUGUUAGCCGUGAUUUACGAGCGUUCGGCUCGGAUACGUGCAUUGUCAACAGCUGUUCCCGCGUGCAAUCGAGUGAAUAAUCAGAUCACGUGCCUCUCACUAAAGGGGGUCGUUUAUUUGCAGCCUGGUCGGUUUAGAUUCCCGGCGGGUCGAGUUCGCGUUUUUCGAAGAGGGGAACGUGGCGGACGUUGACCUCGAAGUCAAGACGUCAGAAACAAGAUAUUUAAUUUGUCUGAUAGUUCCAGUGAAUAAAUUAUGUAUGUAUAUGUAAUUAAAUAUAUAUUAGUACUUUGCUUGUUAGUGUUUUAAACAUGGUUAACUUUAUUAUAAAAAUAAAUUACGAAUCAUUUUGUCUUUAGUAACUUACUUCCUCUGCAGUAGACUUGAAAAACCCAACACUUUUCCACCUCGCAGACCUACUUUCAUUUUUUUUUUUAUUUGAUUAAAAUGGCUUCCUCUCCUCUUUUUAAUUUAUGGCGUGUUUUCAUGUGCCAUGUUGUAAAUUUUUUUGUCAUCACUUUUAUUUCAGAGCUUUUCGUGUGGAUUUAUUCAGAUUCGUCACAAUUUUUUUCAACACGCACUUACUAAAGAUAAUCUAAUAGCGGUAAAGUGGCGAAAGUGUUAAAAAGUAUUAUCGCUUGAGUAAUCUUCUAUGGCUCAAAAAUAACGUCAGUAUCUGAUAAUAAAAGCGGUGACCCAAUAACAAAUGCAGGAGAUUUAUCGAAAUGAAUUAACAGGAAGAUGCCUUGACUAAUAUUAAUGGGAAUGUUUGGAACAACCAACAUGUUGUGUGGGACCCAGAUUUUAACUGUCCAUGGAGACUUGGACGCUGAUCAGAAGACAUGAAAGUGAGUAGCGAUCUUCAGCCUGGUGCACUGGAACAAAGCGGGCGUUAUUGGCGGGCAGGUAGCCAGCGAGCCUGGUUGCAAUAACGCGACGGCGCGGUACGUGAACAUUGUUUUUUCUACCCGUGGGACAACAAAUAAUAAACGAUUUCAUAUAAAACGUGUCUUGCUGUGACUUACGCUCCAAACAUACAGCAGCCAUAAUUCUUGCAGGCUUUUUUUUAAAAUAUAUUUAAGAGAGUAACUAGUUAAAUCAAAAUUUAACAUUCAUUUUUAAAAAUCAUUAUGAUUAAACAAUUUCAGAGAUUUCAGACAAGUUUAGUAAACAUAACAUUAAAAAUAGAACAACAAUAGUAUAAUUACCAGUGCGCCAGUUCAAACACGUUUCGAAAACAAGAUUCUGACGCGCAUUUCGGAAGGCCUGUCGCGCCGACGUCAUAGAUGUGUCGAACGUGAUUUUCCAGGUGGUUUAUUCGAAGUUUUUCGUUUAUUCUAUCGUAAGCUUUCGAUGUCGGUUCCGAAAUUACUGCUCGCUCGCCGAUCGGAACAAAUCAGUAGCUCUACUGAUAAAACAAGAAAACCUAAAUAAUUUUAAUAAAUUAUUAAAACAAAAAAUCACCUGGGCUUUGAAAAAUUUAGUACUUACUGUGAACGGUGACUAUGUAUCGCUUUCGAAAGCUUACCCCUAUGUCUGGCAAGUAACUAAGUUACUUAUUUUAAAUUUUAGGCAUGAUUGUAAGUUGUCGUCGGUUAAUUUACUUAUUAAUUUUUUAUUUGAUUCAUUGAAGAGAAUGUUUGUUCACAAGAAUAUGUAGAGCCAAAGAUAGUUAGAAUAGCAACUGCUAGUUUUUUUUUUGUCAUAGGUUUCAGGAAGACUAUUCCACGUAUAAAAUAUGAGUUGCUCUAUUUUAGGCUUUGUUUUGCAGCCGUCCACUUAUGGUGAGAUAUCAAAUUGAGUUCUCUAUUUCGUACUCCUCCGAGCGGCUGAGGAGAUAUGAUUUUUUUGUGCGGUGGCAUCCCAGUGAGGUGUAGAGCCGCACAAUCCUGUGGAGAGAGCCGCAUGCGGCUCGCAAGCCGUGGUAUACCGACCCGUGGUAUACCGACCCGUGGACUAGACUGUAAGAGUUUAAUUUAUCGCGCCAUACAUAUCAGUGCAUUAUCUGAUAAUCUCACAUGACAAAAUAAACCCUUUUAACUUAAUUUUUGCGAGAAAAAAAUAUGAAGUAUUUUGAGUACAGUUUAAAACAAGAAAUACUUAAUAUUCAAAAAUGAAAAGUCUUGAAAAUAAUAAAUAAAUAUGAAAUAAGAUAAUAUCUCUAAACAAUAUCUGAGCUAGGCCAAACAAGGUUUAACUUAAUAUUCUAGGUAGCUUAAAAAAAAUUGUUCGGACAAAAAUGAAAUCUACUCAAUUUCGAAACAAAAAAGAAAAUGUUGAAGUAGACGUUUGAACUUGUAAAAUGUUUUAUGUUUAAGUUACAACUCAUGACGUAACCCACUCGGUCACUUAUACAUUCGAUGAGUUGUGUGAAAAAAAAACUGUAUGCAAUAUAGUAUAUCUUAUGUAUUGGAAUAAUAGGUAGUUAAAAAGAAAUGUGUAAACAUAAUUAAUUUACUUAAAGAAUAAUUUAAGUAGUGCAUAAAACGGUGAAUGAGUGAAUAUCCAGCUUAUACGUAACUGUUGCCGCCACACUUCCAAGUCGCCACGUUUAAAGGCGAGUUUCCGAUCGUGAAGUCAGGUUCCGACAGCCCAGUAAGCAGUCGGGCUUUCGCGAUCGGCGGCCAGCGAGACUCGAAACGCGGCACGUAACUUGGAAUACCAGACGUGUGAAAUCUUCCGCUGAUGGUCGUGUUACGGUCGGGAACUCCUUUCCGAGUGACUUGGAAUGAGCGACACGGAAUGUUCGCGCCGCUGUGGUUCCGGCGCGAGGCGUGCUGGCCGCGGUGCUAAUGGGAUCGAUUAGUCCGGCGCCAGGCACCACGCUCGCCUCUGAUUGGCGCGAUUGGCUCGCCAAGGUGUGGUGAGGGCGCCGUGCCUGCCUGCGCCGGCCGCGACCGCGUGUCGAGUUGGCCGGCAAGCUAGAACAGCCUGUAACAUUUCCCCUAACUGUUUUCAGACCGUGUGCAAAACAGAAGUGGCCUGGCUUCUGGGUUGUAGCCGCGUCGAAGGCUAAGAUUUCACCGACGUGUCGGUCGCUCUUGCAGUUACCUACCAGCAGGUAACUGCUACCCUGAAGAUGGCGACUGCGAGGUCGACCGAAACAUCGGUGAAAUCAGUUAAUGGUCGCAAAAGUUUGCGAUCCUUAUAUAAUGGACAUGCGCCAUUGCUGGUUUCCACUGGAUGCCAAGGAGAAUCCUCAAGAAUGAACAGCGAAGAUGAAUACACGGAGAAUAUUAGCUGAUGUCAAAUGUUAAAUUUCUAGACAGCACAGAUAAUUUUGUCAGUAUGUAUGUGCCCGAUGACAGGAGCAGAUGUCAGUUCCCCAAACGUCGCAACUGUUUUGUCUUGGAAGCCUUCUCUGUUCAUCUGUCGUCGUGUUGUCCAGAAUGUGUGUUUAGUUCCAUCGUUGGGUUCGUCUGUUUGUCGCUGUGUUUUCCAAGGUGGUGGUUUGUCUGCAUUUACUGUUCUUGUUGCAACUGUCUCUUAUUAACCCCAUUUGUGUUCGUCUGCUGUAGUUUAUUUCUUACUUGCUCGUUCCACGGAAUUAUCUGUGCUAUCUAGGAAUUUAACCUUUGACAUUAAUUGCCUUUUUGUCCUUGUGUUUAUGUAUUCAUAUUUGUGGUCCAUUUUUGAGGUUUUUCUGUGACAUUCAAUGUAAACCAGCAGUGGCUUAUGUCCACGCCAUUGGCUUAAAUAAACUUGCCCCAUUGUAAGAAUCAUUCAUAAAAGUACACAACUAUAGCUGUAUCCCUUUACUUUUUUUUCUUAAUUGUUUUAGAACUUUUAUUUAAUACGGCUGAAAGAUUUCUUUAACGUUUUGAAUUCGCAGUGUGGGAAAUAUUAAGCACUAUACAAAAAAAAUCUGAAAUGACACAGCCCUACUUUAGUCUAAUGCAAUGAACAUUCAUUGUCACACAUAAUCAAGGUUCAUAAAAAUCUUAUGGCGGCGGGUCCAUUUAAGAGGGAUGUGCAGAGCUCCGGUUAUGUUUUUUUUUUUUUCCUUGAGAACCAACCAAGUGCAAAAUAGAAAAAUCUGGUGAAACGUACUGAAUGACCGAUGAAAAUGUGAAUAAGCAAUGUAAUCGGUGUUGUUCAAUUAAUGGGAGAAAGUAAACGUGAGGUAUCGAAAACUUAGCUGAAACUUUUUUUUAUUAGUAAAAAGUUGAGUUUUAUUUUUCCGUUCGAUUUUGAGGUAAUGAGUUUUUUUCCUGGAUUUCUAAGAUUGUACACGCGAUUCACCAGGAAAAAUCUUAACUUUUCGCCAUGUUUAGAGACCGGUAAGGUUCGUGGGUUCAUUGGCCUGCAGGCUAGACUUGGUAGUUCUGUGCUUUCUCGAGGCUUAGUCAUUUGUCCAUUGGCUUCUUUCCUGUAGGAACGAAUGCGAUUUUGCCCUUCAGUUUAUGUCGUUUUGUUAUUGGUUUAGACUACGUUGAGGCGUGUCCAAACGUUUCAUAUCAAGUGUUUUGGAGUUGAACUUGUUGAAUGAGCCCACUAAAAGCCCGGCACCUCAUCUGUGCUGGGUGUGCACACUGAAGGGGCCCGCCUGGUCAGGGGUAUAUCUGUUAGGGCCGGUUUCACCAACAGAGAUAAACUUAAUGGAAAAUCGAGAUAUUUUUAUCGAGAUAAAAAGUUAAACUUGAAUUUUAAUCGCGAUGAUCUUGUGUCCGUUUCACCACGACUUAUCCUCUUCCCAGAUAAUCGAGAUAAUAAUAUCUCGAUAUUCAUUAUAAAAUCCCGAUUUUCUUUUUGAAAUCUCGAUGUUCGGAAGAAAAGUAAACAAAUAUCGCGAGUAGGUUUGUUGUUAUUCAAGUCGUGUAGCGAUAAUAAAGAUAAUGGAAGCUAAAGAAAACACUUGUUCCGCCAAAAAACCACGAAAUAAGAAUUUAUCACCAGAAGAAAAAAUUGUUUUGUUAGAUUUGGUGACAGAACAUUUUAACAUAAUUGAAAAUAAGCGCACGGAUGCAGUAACACAACAGAACAAAUUGAAACAGUGGCAAAUUAUUGCAAGUAGUUUCAACUGUGUGUCAGGAGUCCAUCACAGGUCUGCAGAUAACCUGAAAUCUGUUUGGGAAAAUCUGAAGAAGACGACACGGAAACAGUAUGCAGACGAAAAAGUUCAGAUGGUAACUGGGACAGGUAUGUUUUGUAUAAAAAUAUUUUCAACUUGUAUUACAAAAUGUAACAUUUUAUUUUGUGACUUACUAUACAAAGUGAAAGGAAGUGGUUUAAUAUAUUUUUACAAAUGGCAAUGUACAUUGACAAUUAAUUUAAUUAAAUUGAAUACAUUGUUUUUUUCAGGUGGAGGACCCCCCACAAAGUGUACAAAUGACCCUAUUUUGGGCCGCGUAUAUACUUUAAUAAAACCUGUAGUUAAAGGACACAAUAAUAUCUUUGACUCAGACUCAGAUGCAGUAAUGGUCAAUACAUUACAAUGCAUAAGUGAAUCAAACAACACAGAAGAAAAUGCAGUCGUAGAGCUGGAAAUAGGUUCGAUGGUGGACAUUGCUACCCUGGAGACUCAAACUAGUACACUUCUUAAUGGAGACUGGUCCCACUACACUCCCUCAAUGCUCAGAGGCCCCAUAUGUCCUGCUCUUGUACCACAAAAUAAUGCCAGUUCAACAUCAUCAGUUUCACCAGUGAUAUUCCCUUGUGUCAAAGAAACGGUUAUGGUAAGCACUGAGCAAGGCAACUGUGAAAGUACUUCAAGAGACCAUAUUCCCGAUAAUAGUAACAAUGUUGCAAAAUCAGUCCUUGAGUGUCAGUUGCCAAACAUCGCGGGGAAGUCUUCCUGGACUCAGAGACGGCGGCCAAAAUUGCAGUCCAGCAAGAACAAUGAAAUAAGUGCCCUCCAUAAAGCUAAAAUUGAACUAAUUGAAUUAUGUAAGAAAUAUGCAACAGAAGAAAAUGAAGCUAUGAAAGAACUGCGUCAAGUGAGAUUGCAACAAGAACAAGAAAGGCUGAAUCAUGAAAAGCUACAGACUGAAUUUAUGACUCUACAGAUUAAAAAACUAAAGAAAGAAUUGGAUGGUUUAUAAUUUUAUGUUUUAUGUAAUUUGUAUACAAUUUUUCUUUGUAACUCUAUUUACAAUGAGCAUUUCAAAGCAUCUGAUUUCGUAUAUUUGUAAUGAAACCUAGUUGUAUUGAAAAUCAUUAUCUAUAUAUAUAUUUGAUAUUUGUAGCAUUACUAAUUAUUUGACUAAUAACAAUUAUACAUAAAACCAUUUUACAGUUUUUGUCCCUUGAUCCUUGCUGCAACAUCUUCACGAAUUUGUUGAUGAUUUUUUCUCGAGGCCAUCUACAACAAACUGAGACAACAAAAAUUAUUAAAUAUGAUAGGAGUUUGUAUAUGCAAUCGGAUAAAUUUAAUAUUAUUUGUUCUUACCUUCUGAAAUAGUUCUCAAUUAAUGACCGUCUCACUACAUCAUAUCUGGCCCUUCUCUCCACAUUUCCUUCUUGAUCCCUAAUGUAACCUUCCUCCAGCAGUUCAGUCCACGGUUUUUCACAAAUAAUGUUAGGAUCAUCUGGUGGAAUUUCUUCGCCGGCUCGUAUCAAAAUAUUAUGCAGCACUGCAGUUGCCACAAUGAUUGGGAAAGCAUUCUCUAGGCUGACUUUCAGUCCUAAAGCUAAGACUGGAAAGCGCCGUUUCCAGCAUCCAAACAUUCGUUCUACUGGAUUCCUAGAUCGUAUUUGCGAUUCGUUGUAAAGAUGUUCCUGACGACUUGUGGGAUUGUUCAAUGGAGACAUUAGAUAUUUGUUACAACCAUAGCCUGAAUCCACAAGCAAUACCGAAUCUCCAUAUGCUCCUCUUUCAAAGAAUGCUCUUCUAUUACUGUUAUUAAAGACUGUACUAUCGUGUGUGGAUCCAGGCCAUCUGGCAACAAUAUCUUUGAAUUCCACAUUUGGGUCACAAAUGGCUUGAAUAUUGAUAGAAAAGUACCCUUUUCUAUUUCUGUACAACUCUGCAUUUUCUCCUCCUGAAAAAAAAUAUUUUCUGUAUUAACAAUAUGCCUUGACAUAUCAUUCACUUUGAACCUAUGCUCAAUGAUAUUCUUAACAAACCUGGUGACUGUAUUCUGACAUGGGUGCAAUCCAUUGCACCAAUAGCCCUGGGAAAUUUUGCAAUCUGAUAAAAUUUCAUUUGGGCCGAAUGAAUUUCUUCUCUGGUCUCAGGAAAUCUUAUGAAUUGAGGCCGAAGAGCAGCGAUUGCGCAACUAACCCUGUGGAUUAUUCUGUGUGCUGUGGGUUUACUACAACCAACGUAGUCCCCAACAGACAGCUGGUUACAUCCCGUUGCAUAAAAACGAAGUGUUGCAAGAAGUUGAUUCAUGGGUGAAACUGACAUGUUCCUAAAAGUAAAAAUAAAUACUGUUAGUAAUCUAGAUUUAAUUAGAAAAUUUAAAUGGAUGUUUAGAAUCAAAUAAACCUACCUGUCAGAAGGGAACUCUAGUUGGUUUUCAAUAUGUUCAAGUACAAACAUAGCCGAUUGUUUAGAAAGACGAAAGUGAAUCUUGAAAUCAUCCUCGUCAUACAAUUCAAAAUAAUCGCUUCUUUCCUGAAUCCAUCGUGGCCGACGUUCGCGAAAAUGUUCUUCAUCAUCACUGUCCUCAAGAAUUAAAUUAUACAUCGCCCGAGCCAUAUUUCCUCCAAAAAUAUAAUGCAUGCUGUGAUGUGUUUGUUUAUUUUUACAUCUUUAUCCAGAUAUUCUCACUUUAUCCACCAAAUUCCGAGGUUUAAGUAUUCUAUCUCGAUAAUAUCAGAAAAUCGAGAUAAAGUGUGUGAUGAAACACAACAACUAGAACAUCGAGAUAUUUUUGAACUUUAUCUCGAUAAAAUAGCAUUAUCCCUGUUGGUGAAACCGGCCCUAAGUGCAAGGCUCUGAACUGUCGCGUAGUCUUCUUAUCGUCGUGCAUUUGAGCGCUAACUAAAAUUAAAUGAAGGAGAAAUGAAGAUAAAGGUGUCAUGUAAGGGCCUUGAGUGCUUUCAAGAAUCUAUAAUGGAAGUUUCAUGUCUAAAUAUUCAGAAAACAUGCGUUUUAGCCCUUUUCACUCUUCUAAAAAUACAGUUUCAAAACGAAAUGCGUGAACAGACACCACUCUCGUAUCUUUGAGCAGGUUUUAAAUCGCGUGGUUUCUUCUGAAGCUGUGCUGCACACCGCAUGUGUGUCCCGGUAAGCGGGGCCCUCAGCCAAGCCGGCUACUUGAACUUCAGCAGUGGUCAGUUUCAUCAGGGUUAAAAAGUGUACAGUUAUGGCGUGAAUGAAUUAUAGACACUGUUUGACCACACAAUAAAGGUAUAAAUAACACAAUGUCCAUGAUGUAAAUUUUCCGCUUAAUGUAUUGGUACUGAGCACUAUUUUGAGUUACUAUAAACUUAAACCACAUAUAAUAAAUAAACCGCUGGCGCGAGCUUGCUACUGUGCAGUGUAAUGGGCGUUUAGAAUACCUGCCCCGAGUCAUUCGCCUUGCGUGAUAACAGGCUCUUAAAUGGCGUGAACUCGAAGGAAAGGGUUCUGUGCGGUUGUUUCCACUCUUGUGGGAAGUGGGCCAAACUGGCGUGUGGCUGGUACACAGGUCUCGGCAGUCGCCUCUGGGCACACCCCUGCUCGCGCGCAGAUUGUGGUUGGAUGUGAACUUGGCACCUGUGUCGCUAGUCGGGCUUGAGUUUCACCUCACGUCGGCCGACACGCCGCUUCGACCAAUCCGCGGCCUGUUCCUCCUGCGUGUUGUCUGUGUCGCGUCCUGCGAGCGACGCCUGUGUAGUGGGUGCCACGAGACUAGUUACGUGACCCAAACUUUGUGUGAGGACUUGAUUGCUGCGAGUAUAGUAGCUACUCGUCAGCCAGAAACUACAUGCGCUAGGAAGCAAAUAAAAAAUUUUGAGGUUAUGUUUUUAUUCGAGAAUCGCCUUAAAAAUUUUUCUGUUACUUUAAUGAUGAUUAUUUUAGUUCUAAAUCGAAUGCGCGUCCUUGGCGUGUUCAGGGUAGACUAGGCAAAGCUCGGAGGAGGAACAACACCAACACCAAAUCGAUGAACACGGUAAGAAAAAAGUGUACAAAUCCCCGACCUGCCAUGUAAUUGAACCCACAAACACCUUACUCCGGCCUGUCUAGCCACCGCGCCAAGUCAUAUGGAUUUAAGUGAAGCCGUAACGGUAAUUAUUUUUUUUUACAAUUUUUUAGUACUUCAAUUGUUUGAAUCAACGACCAAUAAGAAAAUAGCAACGGCAAUCGAGUAGCAGAACUGGUCCAAGGCGAGCGGUGUGUUAGCAUGUAGGCGUGAUUUCAUCGAGCGAUCUUGCUUGCUGCGAAUGAGAGCGAACUCGCCAAUUGUAAUCGACGCUAACUCGGUGAGUAUCGAUCUCACAGAACGAGUGAAACUCCCCACGGGAAGUUCUGCGUGAGGUUAUUUCAAUGUUUUUUAUUAAGUCGCUGUUUUUUUUUAUUUUUUUUUUUUUUAUAACUUCUUAGAGUCUUCGGCGACCAAUGGCCCUGAUAACAAGCUAGUAGCGAGGAAAAGAGACUACUUAACUUCAUUUACUGGGGCAAAACAAGCUGCAAUCGUAAUUACAUCGAGUGAGUUUGGAAGCAGGGAAAUUUGGAAGAUAUCGGUAAUAUUAUUUAAAUUUCUAAAAUGAUAAGUCUCAAAUAGUUUAAGCAGGUUACUUUUUUUGAGGUAUACUUCUUUAAGCUUGUUAUGAAAAACAUUAUAGUGAAUUUUCACGAUGCGCGCGCACAAUGAAACGAAAU